Daphnia pulicaria is the source of this 1071-nucleotide messenger RNA. RefSeq lists its product as uncharacterized. NCBI's taxonomy places the organism in Eukaryota, Metazoa, Arthropoda, Branchiopoda, Diplostraca, Daphniidae. Bases 84 to 737 code for a protein of 217 amino acids. The record is from RefSeq and is a predicted model, not a curated record. The transcript has 4 exons.
GAGCCUUAUAGACGCCAUUGUUCCAGUUUUUUUCUCCGCGACAUCCUGCACUGUUUUCCUGAACGAUUUUUGCUUCUUUUAAAAUGGUGGAAGUCAUUAGAUUAAACGAUCAAAAGUUUUACAAACAAAGACUCUUCGGAUUUCUAACGAAAUUCACAAGUACUUCAUGUACUAUCAAGACUUUAAAAUUAAAUGGACGCUACCGCGCAACGUUAACGGUGUUUGGAGAAGAGGAGAGUUACAUAGGCGAGCAAAGUAAUCGCAGAGCUGCGGAAAUAAAUGCCUGCAUCAGAUACAUCAACCAAAAUGUUGUAAACCAAGAAAUGACUUGGUCCUUCGCACCAGGACAUCGGUUCCUGGAAUUAAAAAACCGGAUUUCGACCGGACUUGAACUUUAUGGGAACUACCACCCACAGGUGGUUGUCCGGGAGCUGGAAAGAUGGUACCCGGAUCUAAAAUGGGAUAUUUUUCCCAAAGGAAAAGCAGAAAGUUAUAGUUGUAACUUGCAAAUCCGUCCAUAUGGAAGCGUGUAUGUGGUGGAGGAAACGGGAAACACAAAGAUGGAGGCCAACAUUUCAUCUUUUAUGAAAAUGGCCAAAAAACUCUUCGACAUUGGAGACCUUCCACCAUAUUCACCGGACAAUAUGGUGGAAGACAUGGAACUACGUCCAGUCUUGCUAUACCGGCCGGCUGUCUUGAAGGUUCUACAUAGCCGGGCAGGUAUUUCAACAAAAUGAGCAUAGGGUGUCCUGUCUACCUGCCUCAGAGAUGACGGCAGGCCCAGUUUUCCCUUUUUAAGUGUUUUAUUGCGUAUUCUUGAUUUUAUCCCCGCGUGUACAUUCUGUAUUUAUUUUAUUUCGUGUGUGCAAAUACACAGGGCAAUACUCGGCAUCCGAGUUACGCCCUAUUUUAUUAAAAAAAAUAUGCUGCUGCUUGUUGUGGAGUGGAAACGCAAGAUAUCAUCGACAGCUUGAAAAAUUUUGCAAACUGAUGUCCCUGAUAGAAUCAUAAAAUUCAUAAGCGGAAGGCAAUGUUAGGAACGGAGAGAGAUGCGACGUGACCGUCACUAUA